Trichomycterus rosablanca is the source of this 5508-nucleotide messenger RNA. RefSeq names its product mitogen-activated protein kinase 11 (gene mapk11). Bases 110 to 1195 code for a protein of 361 amino acids. NCBI's taxonomy places the organism in Eukaryota, Metazoa, Chordata, Actinopteri, Siluriformes, Trichomycteridae. Gene Ontology annotation, cellular component: nucleus; cytoplasm. Gene Ontology annotation, molecular function: ATP binding; MAP kinase activity. The record is from RefSeq and is a predicted model, not a curated record. Gene Ontology annotation, biological process: intracellular signal transduction; protein phosphorylation. The transcript has 12 exons.
GGACCGUUAUUGUAGUGCCAGGAUUGCUGAGGUUAAAAUUCGGGCUAUCCUGCUUUAUCAUAAAGCAGAGAAUUGCAACCUGGCCGAUUUUUAGUGCUUAUGUGCGAUAAUGUCAUCCAGACCUGGAUUUUACCGUCAGGAGCUGAAUAAAACCGUAUGGGAGGUGCCCGAACGCUAUCAGCUGCUCACCCCGGUGGGUUCGGGCGCUUACGGUUCUGUGUGCUCAGCGUACGAUGUGCAGCUCCGUCAGAAGGUAGCCAUUAAGAAGCUGUCUCGGCCGUUUCAGUCUCUCAUCCACAGUAGACGCUCUUAUAGAGAACUUCGACUGCUCAAACACAUGAAGCAUGAGAAUGUUAUUGGGUUGUUAGAUGUUUUCUCUCCUGCAUCGUCACUUGAAGAAUUUAAUGAGGUCUACUUUGUAACUCAUCUGAUGGGAGCGGACUUGAACAACAUAGUAAAGUUUCAGCGUCUUUCAGAUGAGCAUGUGCAGUUUCUCAUUUAUCAGUUGCUCCGGGGCCUUAAGUACAUUCAUUCAGCUGGUCUCAUACACAGAGAUUUAAAGCCAAGUAAUGUAGCCGUUAAUGAAGAUUGUGAACUCAGGAUCCUGGACUUCGGAUUGGCCAGGCAAACAGAUGAUGAGAUGACAGGGUACGUGGCGACUCGCUGGUACAGAGCACCUGAAAUCAUGCUCAACUGGAUGCACUACAAUCAAACAGUGGAUAUAUGGUCUGUGGGAUGCAUUAUGGGUGAGCUUAUCAAAGGCAAGGUAUUGUUUCCAGGCAAUGACUAUAUAGAUCAGCUGAAAAGAAUUAUGGAGGUGGUUGGCACUCCAACCCCUGACCUACUGAAGAAGAUCUCAUCAGAGCAUGCACAGAAAUACAUUCAGUCCCUUCCCUAUAUGCCCCAGCAGGAUCUGGGGAAGAUAUUUAGAGCAGCCAAUCCUCAAGCGGUGGAUCUGUUGAAGAAAAUGCUGGUGUUAGACUGCGACAGGCGUAUCUCCGCCACUGAGGCCCUGUCCCACCCUUAUUUUUCCCAGUAUCACGAUCCUGAAGAUGAGCCUGAGGCAACACUGUAUGACCAGACCUUAGAGAGCAAGGACCGCACCCUGGAGGAGUGGAAGGAGCUGGUGUUUCAGGAGGUGAACAGUUUUAAAGCACCUGUCACCAACACAGACAGUCUCCAGGCAGAGCAGUAAAGGACAGCAAAGAAAGCAGCUUUCAAACAGCAAGUCUAGCCAGCUACCCAACAAGAAGGAUUCUCUUGAUUCUGUCUGUGUGUUUACUCAAGACCGAGAAGUUGUAGCACUGAACGCUUAUUAGAUGUGACAAUGAUGCAUUCCUUAAGAAUUAAACCAUGGCCAGACCAGACACUUACCCUUUGCCUUGCUUUUGUGAAAUGUGUCAGAUUAAGACCAUGAAAUUGAAAUAAAAAAUUGAUGUUAUUACUUAAGUAAAUCCAAUUUUACAUGCAGCAGUAACAUGCGCUUACCCAUUACCUCUAAGAUCUAGGUUUUUAAUUUCAGCAUUGCUAUUGGCCAGUCAAACAUCUGCACGAAUGUCAUUGGCUAUGUCUAUAGGAAAACCGAAGCAGUUUAGCCACUGGGAGGUGUACUUGUCAGUGUGCUCUCAGUGCUGGUCCAAAGCUCAAAUAAAAAUAGGAGGGUUGCAUCAGCUCAUGCGCAGCCCAUGUAAAAACGGUGGCAAAUUUGUUAUGGAGACCAGAUCCGCUGCGGUGACCCGUAAACAUGGAACCAGCCAAAAGAAGAAAAAAUAAUUGGUAGUUCAUUGUCAGUCUGCAUUGGUUGAAUGAGUUGCUGUUAGCAAGCAAAUCAACUUGACUUACAAAAAUAAUAAUAACAACCGAACCAUACAAGACAUUUACUCUCCGUAUUGACAUUUAAGGGCUCUACAUGGUGCAUGAUGGUUUUGGUUCAGUGGCAACUUUAGUGAAGCUUAAAUUUAUGGUACAUCUGUUUAGCCAGUCAGGCACCUGCUUCGCCAACAAAAGAUGUGAAUUGACAUAAUCAAGUCCUUAAAAGUUCAACAGACAUACUAGCAGCAAGAAGAAAGGCAUUGGGUUGGCAUGUUGCAAAAGAUAAUGGACAUGAUAAAAAGGAUGUAAACAUCAUACAGUCUGGUGUGGCCACUGUUUAAUUUCUUGUGUGAAUUUCUUGUGUGUAUGUGUGUGUGGUGUUGUAUCUACGUAUUCUCCUGGAUGCUGGAAGCUAAUGUGUUUCUAUUCUCUAGAACAUAUUCAGACUUACAUAUGCAACUGUUAGAGGGAGCAUGAUUUGUUUUUGUAGCUGGUACAGGAUAGUUGUAAGUUGGCAAUCAAACCAUGGAAAGAAGACAAGGAUCAGUCUGGAAUCUAAAACAUGUUUACAGAAAAAGAAUGUCUGAGUUGUACAGUGGCUGCACCAAACAAUGGAAACACUAGAUAAAUAGUGAAUUAACUGUAAACAAAUGAGUUUUUUUAUGUCAAUUUAGGAUCAGUUUGUCACUGGGCACAUGAAUAAAUACACUGUAAAUAGUGUAUUGCACACUCACUCAUCUAAGAACGAGAUUGUAAGACAUUGUAGGACUAGCUUCCAAUACGUGUAACAUCCACCACCUGUCUUAAUUUGUUUAUAAUCAACACCUUGAUUGAAUGUUUUCAUUAACAACUGUGACUGAUUGUAAAUGCCAUGGAUCGAAAGGGUGGCAUAAAUACAACAAGAACAUCAUAUAUGUAGUAUCAUAGUAAAGCAUGGUGGUGGUAACAUCAUGUUAUGGGCAUGUUUUUUGGCUUUAGUGGCAACUGUCUAGGACGGCUGAGAUAAAUAAUUGGUCCAUAUUGGUGCAUCUUUGCUAGAAAGACUGAACUGGAAAGAAGGCAAGACAAUGACCCACAGCACACUGCCAACCAAUAGAGGGUGAAGAAAAAUUAUGUGCUUAGGUUGUCCAGUCAUAGGCCCUUGUGGUAAGACGUCUAAAUUACUGUACAUCACUGUUCCCCAACCAACCUGGCACAACUUGAAACAGUUUGUGAAAAGAAAUGAAAUUUAGGGCAGUUGUAGCCUAGUGGUUAAGGUACUGGACUAGUAAUCGAAAGGCCGCUGGUUCAAGCCCCACCACUGCCAGGUUGCCACUGAUUGGCCCUUGAGCAUGGCCCUUAACACUCAAUUGCUUAGAUUGUAUACUGUGAGUCGCUUUGGAUAAAAGCGUCUGCUAAAUGCUAAAAAUGUAAAUGAUUCCAAAAUGCCAAAUUGAUUAAGACCACCGACUGUGGAAGCUGAGAUCUAGGUGUGAAUCUAUUAGCCGUCCGGGUGUUUACACAGACACGAUUGUCUAUGACUGUGGAAUAGAUAGCCAAAAUCAUACUAUGGAUUGACACCCUGUCCAUGGUAUUUUUGCCUUGUGUCUAGGAUCAAGACCAUGAUAAAGCUGUGAUGAAAAUGAAAUGAAACUCCUGACUGCAAUUGAUAAAAUCUCAAAUAGUGACAAUUUAUAUGGAUAAGAAGCUGGCAAAUUAAUACUUUUUAAAGGGCACUGGCAAAUCAAAUGUUUUUAAAAUACAUCUCAAAUGAAUGAUUGUCCGGCAUUGUAAAAUUAUAUGAAUAGUUUAAACAGCCAAAACUGAAAAGUGAUAUGUAAUGCAGGACAGCAGAAAUAUGCUAAUAAUUAGUCUUAGGUCAUUUUAUACUCUAUCAAACCUCUGUUGCAUGUUCCCAACCGAUCUUUAACUUCUUAAUGUGUAACAGUAUUCAUCCCGGUGUGGUAAACCAAAGGCAAAAGAAGACAUGACUACACAUACAGCUAUUGUAUUAUCUUGUGUUUCCAUCCUUUUGUCAACUUUCUGCAUUUAACUAUUUCCAACAAAUAUAUUCAGCAUGUUGACUACAAAAAUACUGUAUCUCACAAUUCAAAACAAUCCAUCUAGAAAUAAUCGUCUUAUAAUACUAAGAGCUUACAUGUAGUACCUCAAAGACUUUGUGUUUAAAAAUGAUCAGAUUUAAAAGUGGAGGGUGGCUGUGUUGUGUUUUCAUGUGUUAUUUUAUUACUGACUAAAUGAAAGAGGAAGUAGCAGGCUUGCUGGGAGUUAUUUAGUUUACAUAGUAAGGAAUGGAUAUUUUGGUGUUUUAAUAGCUUAAAAAUAAAGACACAAAGUGCUACAUAUCCACAGGUGGUCUACACUGCACUGCACUGGUUUACACAUGUACACUCUGUCAUUAUAAUGAAGUAAUUACAAUUUGAUUACCUUAUUGUGUUCUUAAACAAAUCUGUUUACAAUUGUUUAGUUUUCUAUUAUUUCUGUAUUUUUCUUUUUUUAAAGAAUGAAGUGUUGUUGAGUUUAUGAUAUUACAGUCCAUUUGGCAUUCUGUGUUUCUGUGUUGGGCCUAAUAUCCUCUAUUGAGGAAUGUUUACAUUAAAAUGUGUUUUUCUCAUAUGUUUUAUAUAUUAUUAAUCAGUACUUGAACUUGUUUCACUAGAUUUGCUUUAUGUUGGUUUGUAUUAUGCUGAAUGCAUUUUGAAUUAUUUUUUUUGUUGGGUGGGGGUGUCAUAUUUUAACUUUAUAUUUGCCUCUUACCCAGUAAUGCCUAGUUCACACUACAUGAUUUUUGCCCAGAUUUUCGCUCGCCGACUGGCCUCAAUCGCUAUGUGUGAACUACUCAACAACUCGAUCUGAGUGGUUCGCCGUUGACUGAGGAGAGAUAUCUAGCAUGUUGAAUAUCUGGAUCAGUCGGUUGCGACUGGCAAUGAGUGUGGUGAGGGGGAUAAUAUAGUUUCUAUCAGAAUACAUUGGCACACACAAGCUUUACAAUAUUUGUGAACUUAUCAUCCAUGCCAAACCAUAAUACCAACACUGCAUUACAAAAAUAUUUAUUAACUUCCAACCAGUUGGUGAUAGAUCGUGUAGUGUGAAACCCCCUAUCACCGAUCAGUCGUGUAGUGUGAAAGCCACACCGACUUGAAAGACUCCCGAUUACAAGAGAUCCAGUCGUGUAGUGUGAAAGCCACACCGACUUGAAAGACUCCCAAUUACAAGAGAUCCAGUCGUGUAGUGUGAACUGUACAGCGACCUGACUAUUUGGAAAGUCAUGUAGUGUGAACUUGGCAUAAGCUGGUGUGGCAUAUCAGUACGAGCCACUGAGUUCUGGGAAUUGAAUCCCAGGUUAGGUUCACAAUACAGAAGGAGCAUGGUGUUAAAUGAACCUAGCCUAAGGGGGAUACAUAUCAGUGCACCCUUGGUGCCAGUACCAAGCCCAGUUAAAUAGGAGGGUUGUGUCAGAAAGGGCAUCUGGAGUAAAAACUAUGCCGAUUCAAAAAUAUGCAGAUGAAUAAUCUGCUGUGACGACCCCUAAUAAGAGCAGCCAGAAGUAAUAAUUCAUUUGUUUGCCUGUGCUUUGUUGGUAGAGAAUAUUCAUAUUUUAUAGCUUUGUAGAUGUGUAGCAUCCUUAUGUUUUGUGAUUUUUUUAUGUAGCCAAGAUGGAAACACCAUUUUUAAGAAUGUAAUAAAACAGGAAUCUGA